Elgaria multicarinata webbii is the source of this 1395-nucleotide messenger RNA. RefSeq names its product alpha-1-antiproteinase S-like. Lineage: Eukaryota; Metazoa; Chordata; Lepidosauria; Squamata; Anguidae. Gene Ontology annotation, biological process: negative regulation of endopeptidase activity. Gene Ontology annotation, molecular function: serine-type endopeptidase inhibitor activity. The transcript is spliced from 5 exons. The record is from RefSeq and is a predicted model, not a curated record. The coding region runs from base 77 to 1387 and encodes 436 amino acids.
GUAUUGAAAGGGAUCAAAGAAGGAGCAGUGUAGACACAGAGAGAAUAUCAGGAAAGGAUUGAACUGUAAUGGGGAAAUGAAGACCAUCUUCCUCUUCCUCUUUCUAAUUGCUGGAAUCCUUGCUAACAACCCUUACCCAUAUAAUUCCGGCUAUCCCAACAACAAUAAUUGUGUCAACUACCAGUAUGAACCAUCUGCUCAAGAUAUGAACCAUCAAAACCAGCCCAUUUACAGAGGUGGCCAGACACCCACAGAGAUCCUAGUCAACAGUAAUUCCAACUUUGCAUUCAAGUUCUUUGGGCUAGUUUCUUCUAAUGGAGGUCAUUGGGACCAAUCAGGCAAGAAGAACAUUGUUUUCUCUCCCACGUGCAUCUCAUCUGCAUUUGCAAUGUUGGCCUUAGGUGCCAGGGCUAACACCUUAGAUCAGAUCCUUAGAGGACUUGAAUUUAGGCCAUCAGAGAUCAAAGAGAGGGUGAUACAUGAAGGUUUCCAUGAUCUCAUCUACGCAUUAAACAAUGGGAGGUCUGGCCUCAAGAUGGAUAUGGGGAAUUGCCUCUUUGUAAAAAACAAGCUGCAUCCACAACAGCAAUUCUUAAACGGACUCAGAAACAUCUAUGGGGGAGACAUCUUUAUGGAAAAUUUUAAGAACACAGUAGAAACAGAACAGCACAUCAAUAGUUACGUCGAAAGGAAAACCCAAGGGAAGAUUUCCAAAUUUGUUGAUGGAAUUGACCCACUUACUGAAAUACUAUUGGUUAGCUAUUUUUACAUGAAAGCCAAAUGGAAAAUACCCUUUGAUCCAAAGUAUACUCAGCAGCGUGACUUCUACGUGGAUCCUCACACUGUUGUGAAAGUCCCGAUGAUGUUCCAGAUAGGCAUGUUUGAAACCGGCCAUGAUGAUGAGCGCUCUUGCACUAUUUUGAAACUACCCUACGAAGGAAAUGUUGUGGCAUAUUUUAUCCUGCCUGACAGAGGGCAACUGGAGAAGGUGGCCAGCAGCUUGUCAUGUAGAGCUUUGCAGACGUGGAAAAGAACACUUUCAAAGAGCUUUGUAAAUGUCUAUCUUCCAAAAUUCAUGGCCAGUGGAGAGCUUAAGCUGAAAGACUUCAUGUACCGCAUAGGCAUAGUUGAUGUCUUCACUGACAGAGCGGAUCUCUCUGGAAUCACAGGGCAGCCUCAGCACAGGCUCUCAGGGGCUAUUCAUAAAGCUAUGAUGAUGAUUGAUGAGAGAGGAACAGAAGCUGCUGCAGCCUCUUCUAUGGACAUGGUGCCAAUGUCUGUGCCUAGCAUCCUUACGUUUGAUAGGCCUUUCAUAACUAUGAUUGUAGAUGAAAUUACUCACAGUAUCCUCUUCAUGGCAGAGAUCUUAAAUCCAACUGAGAAGUAGAUAGGCCA